UGUGCAAGUUAAGUAGGGGACAGACAUGAGGUUCAUGUGUGGUGGAAAGUCCAUGUGUAAUUUUUUAACAAAAUAAAGGACCUAAACAAAGCACAGUUUCGCCAGCCAGACUGAUUCUUCCUGUAAUUCAGGCGCGAACGAUUCAACGGCAUUGUUUUCCGGCGAAAAGGCUUGAUCUGCAUUUGCAUCAUCUCUCUCUAAUUCAUUUUCUUCUUUCGCUCUUUCUGUACUACUCAUUCCCCGUAUCUGCCAAUUCUCCAUUCCUGUAUAGCUCCCUCUCUGUGGAGACGGGGAUAGGGUAUCUUUUGAGAAGGCCAAUACAGUUAGUUGGCUGUCCCUUGCAGCUUUUCGCUAUGCCAUCGGAAACGUUGUAGACGGAUACCUAGCGUUUGUGUACUUAUAUUUUGAUUCGAAUUCAGGUCUUCUGAAGACGAAGGAAGAUCUGAGGCCUUCGGAAUGAGCGCGUCCAGGUUCAUCAAGUGCGUGACAGUGGGCGAUGGUGCCGUUGGCAAGACAUGCCUCUUGAUUUCCUACACCAGCAACACUUUUCCCACGGAUUACGUUCCUACCGUGUUUGACAAUUUCAGUGCCAAUGUAGUGGUCAAUGGGGCUACAGUUAACCUUGGGUUGUGGGAUACUGCAGGACAGGAGGAUUAUAACAGGUUAAGACCACUGAGUUAUCGCGGUGCUGAUGUUUUCAUUUUGGCAUUUUCUCUCAUUAGUAAAGCCAGCUAUGAAAAUGUUUCCAAAAAGUGGAUCCCUGAGUUGAAACAUUAUGCGCCUGGUGUUCCAAUAGUUCUUGUUGGAACUAAACUUGACCUUCGCGAUGAUAAGCAGUUCUUCGUAGACCAUCCUGGUGCUGUCCCGAUAACGACUGCUCAGGGGGAGGAGCUCAGGAAAUUGAUUGAUGCCCCGGCCUACAUUGAAUGUAGUUCAAAGUCACAGCAGAAUGUGAAAGGAGUUUUCGAUGCUGCCAUUAAAGUUGUACUACAACCACCCAAGCAGAAGAAAAAGAAGGGAAAAUCUCAGAAGGGCUGCUCCAUUUUGUGAUUCUCAUAAAUAGGUCCAUGGAUACCCGCCAUCCUCUUUAUUUCCUUUUAUUUUUUAUUUGUUUAAGAAUUAAGAGGUUGGUAGAUGGAGAUUUUCAGGUGUCAGAUGAAGCUCCUUCAUCUUAAAUAUCCCAAGUGUUAGAUGUCUAUAAGGUGUAUCCUCAUUUUGCAGUGAUCUUGGCUUUUUUGGGCCUUUCGGUUAUCUUUAUUCUUAUCAUUUAAUUAAUGUCAAACUUUUAGGGCAGCAGUGUUUCUUUUAAUUUGGUUCUUUCCCUCUUCAAUAUAGAACAACUAUUGAUUGCUAA
Molecule: messenger RNA, 1354 nt
Organism: Cuscuta europaea
Lineage: Eukaryota; Viridiplantae; Streptophyta; Magnoliopsida; Solanales; Convolvulaceae
Source: the annotation of a GenBank genome assembly